AUGAAAGAUCGAGAAAACGUAAAAGUAGAGAGUCGGCCGACGGACUCGAUUACAAUACUUCCUUUGCUUACGCUCGGGAAGUAAAAAUUGGUCUAAAGUUAUUUACAUAGAACAUCCCUUGAAAAAUUUCACCACCAUUCCCAUAGAAACCAUCUGGCGUUUAAUCAAUCACCCAAAAAUGGACGCCAUUCUCUUACCCACAGAAAUCGAAUUUUACGUCGACACGAUGACCCCUCAGAACAUCCGCGACGUGGGAAGCAAACAGUGGCUCGAGUGGCACCAGCGCCUCCAGAAACUCAACCAAGAAGCCCUCAUUGAAGCCUCCCAAGUGCGCGAGGAGCACGUCAAAGAAACCCUCGUCACCUUGCAGAAAUCUCCGGUCCUCGUCCACGAAGCCAUCCUCAUUAACAUCUGGAAGCACAAGAUCCUGCCGCAGCUGCUCAAACUGGACCCGGCACCCAAAAACACCUUCCUGGCUUACACCAUCCUGUACCACGAAGCCGUCUGCGUGGCGCUCUUGGAACUGGUGAUGUACCACGCCAACUGCUGCGACUCCCUGGGGGAUUCUGCCGCCGAUCUUCUGGACUACGCUUGCGGUACGGGGUCGCAGUUGCUGUCAGUGCAGAAAUCGGACAUCCAGCUGAAAGAAUCCACCAGGGAAGAGUUAAUGCGGCAGUUCAACGAUCUGACUUUUGACAUUGGCAUAAGGUCGCUUUCGAUUAUUCGUUAUCUGGCGGAGAACUUGGAGGUGCUGACUUUGAAUAUUUGUUCGCGGAUUUACGAUACGCAUGAUGUGCCUGUGCUGUUUGCGCAGCUGCUGCUGGUGCGCCCGUGGGUGAAGAACGGGAAGCAGUACAGAGGCGGGAAGUGGAUGGACUGGGAUGGGGAGGCGCUGGGGCAGGUAGAGGCGCAGGUCUGGUUGACUUUGCGCCAUUUACUCUUAGAUCCGGCUUGCAAAGACUACUACACGAUCACUGAAGCUCGUCGUUCCCAAUUAACUAAAUUAAUGAUGAUGUUAACCCCUACACUCCUAGAUCAGCUGUCGCCCCUUAUCGAACUCAAACAAUGGCUAUCACACAUGUCUAUAAUGGAACAAGUGGCGAAAGCUUCCAAACCCAUUCUCCUUGAAACCGUUCUAGAAAUCAAGGAAAAAAUUCUUGAGCAAUCUGGAGGUAAAUGGAAGAAAUUAGCAAAAGAACAACUUCCUACAAUAUUUUGCAACGACCAGAAGACGCUAAUGGAAAAUGCGCAAAUGUUGAGUGAAGCCUACAACACCGACUUAAUCGACAAGUUUGAGGUCAAAGAGAAAGCGUCGUGUGAACAAUGUGGCAAAAAUGCCAUACAAAGAUGCUCGCGUUGUAAGAAAGUCUGGUAUUGUUCACGUUCGUGUCAGGUGACCCACUGGCCGCAACACAAGGAAGCUUGUAAUAAUACUGAAUAGUUGUAUUAAAGUUUUAUUUUUUAUAAAAUAAACAAUUACUUAGCA
This is a messenger RNA of Zophobas morio, 1486 nucleotides long. RefSeq names its product Zinc finger MYND-type containing 10 (gene Zmynd10). The coding region runs from base 179 to 1441 and encodes 420 amino acids. NCBI's taxonomy places the organism in Eukaryota, Metazoa, Arthropoda, Insecta, Coleoptera, Tenebrionidae. Gene Ontology annotation, cellular component: centriolar satellite; cytoplasm. Gene Ontology annotation, biological process: inner dynein arm assembly; outer dynein arm assembly; motile cilium assembly. The record is from RefSeq and is a predicted model, not a curated record. The transcript has 4 exons.